This is a messenger RNA of Microthlaspi erraticum, 1272 nucleotides long. Lineage: Eukaryota; Viridiplantae; Streptophyta; Magnoliopsida; Brassicales; Brassicaceae. The record is from the annotation of a GenBank genome assembly.
AUGGAACGGUUAACAUCUCCUCCUCGUCUGAUGAUAGUCUCAGAUCUUGAUGAUACAAUGGUUGAUCGUCAUAAUGAUCCUGAGAAUCUGUCUCUACUGAGAUUCAAUUCAUUGUGGGAAGACGCUUAUCGCCAUGGCUCUCUUCUUGUUUUCUCAACUGGAAGAACACUAGCCAUGUACAAGAAACUGAGGAAAGAGAGACCAUUGUUGACUCCUGAUGUUAUCAUUACCUCUGUAGGCACUGAGAUAGCUUAUGGUAACUCCAUGGUUACUGAUGAUCAUUGGGUUGAGAUCAUGAACAAUAAAUGGAACAGAGGAAUCGUCCAAGAAGAAACCAGCAACUUCCCUGAGUUAACUCUUCAGAGAGAAGCUGAUCAGAGACCAAACAAAGUUAGCUUUUGGAUUGAUAAGAGUAAAGUUGAGGCAGUGAGUAAAGAGCUGCAUCAACGGUUGGAGAAACGUGGGUUGGAUGUGAAAUUUAUAUUCAGUGGAGGAAAGGCUUUUGAUGUUAUACCAAAAGGUGGAGGAAAGGGACAAGCUCUUGCUUAUCUGCUAAAGAAGCUCAAGAAUGAAGGAAAGCUUCCUGUGAACACUCUUGUUUGUGGUGACUCUGGAAACGACACUGAACUAUUCACCAUUCCUGAUGUGUAUGGUGUUAUGGUAAGCAAUGCUCUAGAAGAGUUGUUGGAAUGGUAUGAGAAGAAUGCGAAAGACAAUCCGAAGAUAGUCCAUGCGAGUGAGAGGUGUGCAGGUGGGAUUAUAGAAGCCAUUGGUCGUUUCAAGCUCGGUCCAAACCUUUCUCCGAGAGAUGUUUCUGACUUCUUGGAGUGUAAAGAGGAUAAUGUGAAUCCUGGUCAUGAGGUUGUCAAGUUUUUCUUGUUCUAUGAGAGAUGGAGAAGAGGUGAAGUUGAGAAUUGUGAGGCAUACACAGCAAGCCUCAAAGCUUCCUGUCACCCUGCUGGUGUCUUUGUUCAUCCAUCUGGUGCUGAGAAGUCUCUCAGAGACACCAUUGAUGAGAUUGGAAAGUACCAUGGAGACAAAAGAGAUAAGAAGUUUCGGGUUUGGACGGAUCAGGUCUUUGCAACAGACACUACUCCUGGGACUUGGAUAGUGAAGCUUAAUAAAUGGGAACAAACUGGGAGUGAAAAGAAAUGUUGCACAACAACUGUCAAAUUCACCUCAAAGGAAAAUGAAGGAUUUGUGUGGGAACAUGUGCAGCAAACAUGGUCGGAGGAAUCAGAAGUGAAGGAUGAUAGCAACUGGAUCAUCUAA